Molecule: messenger RNA, 969 nt
Organism: Microsporum canis CBS 113480
Lineage: Eukaryota; Fungi; Ascomycota; Eurotiomycetes; Onygenales; Arthrodermataceae
Exons: 3
Coding region: 1-969 (322 amino acids)
Source: RefSeq, a predicted model, not a curated record
AUGAUGCUGCACCACAAGACAUACGCUAUCACCCUUCUACUACCUCUAUUGUUGUCUCCUGUUUUUGCCGAAGAUGCCAACCUAGUAGGCUGCAAAGAAGUCUCCUGCCCUAAAUAUGGCUCAAACGAUCGAUGCAUGGUUGAAGACAAGACUUUUCUAGGAGUCGGGCUAUCUCAUAUCCCGGAUGUGCCCUCUGCCCUAAAAGGCUUCUCCCUUGUGAAGGGUGUCAACGUCUCUGCCGUCGACGACGGUGCGGAUAACGAUAAGCCAACCCGCCCUUUCAAGUCGGUCUACUACCUGGCUGUGCCAGAGAAAGUAGAGACCAAGGGCCUCGCUAGCUGUGCCGUUAUCUUCAAUAUUCCACCCAGCAAGAAGUUCAAAGGCCCUAGACUGGAGGGAAAUGCCGUUGCAACCGAUACCCGUGCUGCCACUGGGGUUUGUUCUGAUGUGGUUGAGCAGCGCUGCAUUGAUACAAUUACGCAGCGGGCCAAGAAUGCGACUGAAAUUGCUAAUGGGAAUGCCUGCGAGGCUCUCGAGCGGGAACUGCAGAUGGGCCCCUUCGAUGGUUGCGAUGGGUUUAGCGGCCAAGGUAGCUUGUUGGCAAAUUUUACCGUCAAACCUCUCGGGGACCUCAAUGCGGUGAAAAACUCCACAGAUUGCUGGCCAGUACAGCAAAAAUCCGACAAGUUGAUGGAGAUUACCGAGGUCACUUCCUAUGCAAACUACACAGUUGAUGCUCUCAUUAAUGAAGCAUACAAGAUUACCCCUAUCCUAACCGUGUUCGUCUCCAAAAAUGGCAGCUUCGUCGAUAGUACCUCCGCGCAAAUGACCUGUUUAAAAGUGGUCACUCAAGAGAUCCCCACUGAAGACAAUCAUGGUGCUAAAAAUCUGUCUGCAGCCGUAAGGGGAGGCUGGUUGACUGUGGAGGAAAGGACAGGGAAUAACCCUUGGGAAAAGCUCAACGUAUAG